AGCUGGUGGGGUAAAGUGCUGUAAUGUUCCCCGCAGGUAGUGAGUGGCGAAUAGUGAGUGUGUAUGGUGCAUGCCAGAGCGGGUGAUGGUGCCAAUUGUUGUUCAGGAUUGUACAUCACGCUGACCACACUGAGUUAACUGAGUAAGGAAGUUGAAGAGGGGCGGAGGUGCUGCUCCUCACCCUACUACGUUUACCGGACUGAAACUCGAGUUUUAUUCAUGUAGCGGAGAUGAAUGAAUCCACGAGAAUCUGCCGGCAUACUUGCAGUUUAAGAGUGCUGCGAGGGAUGAUGACGUUGCGCGUGGCGUUGGUGCGGGGCUCCCUGAUACUCAACGCUGUGUUGGUGUUGUACCUCUGCCUCUCAUGGAUCUCCACUACGCCUAGCCAACAUUUGCCCUCCGCCAGGGACGUUAUCGACCUCUCCACACCUGCCGCUCUCCACUCACAACACAAUGGUAUCAGUGUCCUCGAGACCUUCAAACUUGGAAAACCUGAAGCAGAACCAGUAUUGCUGCCCUCACUUCCCCUGAACCUACCUCCCAGUAUCAUACAAGGAGAUGAGGGCAUGAAGGAUGUGUCUCUUGGUGGCAGGAGAACAUUAGGACAGCUUCCUGACCAAGCAGGAGCAGUGAACGGUGGUGGGAAUGGAGAACCAGUGGCAGCAGAGCAGGAGGAGCCACCGCGGGAGGUGCAGGAGAGUGUGGGGGUCACGGAGCAGCUGGUGGAGCCCUUGCCGAUGGACCCUCCAGACCCGCCGCUUGACUCCCUUGAGCGCAAAAUUUACCCAGACUUGAGGGAGUGCACCACGAGGCCACUGCGACCCUUUUACCAACAGCGGGGCGACUACUGGGUCCUGGAGAAUUACCUGCCGGCGGUGAUGUCGUUCCGGUGUGACGAGUCUAUCACAUACACUACCCAUGGCGACUACACCUUCCUCGACAAUCUGGAGCCUCUCACGUCCCGCUGGCAGGGCCCCGUGAGUGUGGCUGUGUACGCGCCUGGUGAUGACUUCAAUGCCACGGUCAACACCAUUCUGUACCUCCGUGACUGCUGGGCGGAGGGCAUCAAGAAGUAUGUCACCUUCCACCUCUUCUUCCACGUCAACCACACGCCUAAGAAGAUACCGUCAACGGAGGAGCUGCUCAAGAGGAAGACAGACUGUGGGCUGGAGCCUCCUCGCUGGGCUAACGUUACCACUUACAGACAGCAGAAAAAGCUCCUGUACCCCGUGAAUGUGGCGAGAAACACUGCUAGACAGGCAGUGCAGACCUACUUCGUGUUCCCAUCAGACGUGGAGCUGUACCCGUCCAUCAACUUCAUUCCCGAGUUCUUCCGCAUGUUGAAGCGUCCAGAUGUUUCCAAUACCACCAACCCUCGGGUGUUCGUUUUCUCUAUUUUCGAGGUGCAAGAAAAUGUUGCAGUGCCCGAGACUAAGGAGGAACUGCUCAAAAUGCUGGAGAAAAAGGAAGCGAUUCCAUUCCACAAAUUUGUCUGCCCUAAGUGUCAUAAUGUUCCCAUGUCCAAAGAAUGGCUCAAAGGCCCUGUCAAGCCUGGGCUGAGUAUCUUCCACGUGGGCAAGCGGCAGCCACCUUACCAUAAGUGGGAACCAAUAUACGUGGGCACCAACAAGGAACCCCUGUACGAUGAGCGGCUCUCCUGGGAAGGCAAGAGUGAUAAAAUGACGCAGAUGUACAUCCUGUGUGUUCGUGACUACGAGUUUCAUAUCCUGGACAACGCCUUCCUUGUGCACCGGCCUGGGAUCAAGAAGGUGCAUCGGGACCCCAUGCGCGACAAGGUGGUGGCCAAGCAGAACACAGCCAUCAGGAGCAAAAUUCUUCCAGAGUACAAGACAAUAUUUGGUGUUCGGAAGAGCUGUGUUAUAUGAUCCUCCGCCCCUUUCGGGUAUAGGCCUCAGAGAUCUAUUUAUGCAAUGAAUGAGUGAUUAUUUUUUUUUAUAUAGUAGUAUUAUAGAGCUCAACUGUGACAGGCAAAUGAGAGAAGGUGUUCCCUGACAUCUAUCAUUAUCAUCUUAUCGUCACUUAGUAGCAUAAGCUUAAAACGGUGAUCUGUUUUAUUAUUUUUCGGAUUCCCAGUAAUGAGUGUUGUAAGUUAAGAUUUCUACAGUGAGUGAUAUAUUUUUGUGCCUUUAGAUGUAAGCUGGCAACUCGUUGGAGGAAACCUAUAGGUAAUGCAAUGCUCCUUUCACGCUCAAGGACCAGAAAAAAUCGAGUUGAUCGAGGCGCCGGCGCCUGGUUAUCAAGACGACUUAGUGCAAGGACACAGCUUCCUUUAUUUUGUGUUUCUUCGCACAUGACAAAACUCCGGGAAAAAGCAAGCGCAUGUAGCCUUGUCAGUCUGCCUUAACGCCACAUACGUUGACUGCACUUAUUGCGUAGUGAGGAUCGGUAUGGAAACCACUGCUGUGCUCCUUACUGAUGGCCAACGAAAAAUGCAUAAAUCGUGUUAUAUGAAAGAAUAAGAUGGUGUGUCAGCAGACGACUCAUGUGUUCAGUAAUAUUGGACCGGGGAGUGUGUGUGUGCGUGUUUGUUUGUUUGCGUAUAGGAGUUAUAAAUGAUGUGUUAGAGAGAGAGAGAGAGAGAGAGAGAGAGAGAGAGAGAGAGAGAGAGAGAGAGAGAGAGAGAGAGAGAGAGAGAGAGAGAGAGCUCACUGUCAUAAUGUGUGAGAAGACUUGUGGUUGGAAGGCGAAGACAGCACGCCCUGCAUUCCUACCUAUGGUGCUGGUGCGACAUUCGUGCGGAAGUGCUAAGAAGAGAACCGUGGAAUCCUGAGGCCAACUUUGAAGGAUAAUAAAGGGUUUGUUACAUGAAAAAUCCUCGGUAAACAAACUUGACAGUCGCAGUGUAGCGGAGUGGCAGUGGCUGGCGCGGCAACAAUGUGUUAGCAAUUGUGUCAUUCAGGCUGUUAUGCUAAGUAAGAUUCCUGUACACCGAGUUAUCUAUACAGAUUAUCCUCAUACACUCUAAUUCAAUUUGUUCAACUAACGGGCAAGCGAAGUACUAGUUGCAAAUGUAUGUUGAUUUUACGCCUGGGCAAGGUCACUUAUGCAGACUGAGUUUCUGUACGUGCCUUUUUAAUAAGUAAUAUGAAUACAGCUCAAGGAGAAA
Portunus trituberculatus (swimming crab) is the source of this 3127-nucleotide messenger RNA. RefSeq names its product beta-1,4-glucuronyltransferase 1-like. The coding region runs from base 231 to 1886 and encodes 551 amino acids. The record is from RefSeq and is a predicted model, not a curated record. NCBI's taxonomy places the organism in Eukaryota, Metazoa, Arthropoda, Malacostraca, Decapoda, Portunidae. The transcript is spliced from 9 exons.